This is a messenger RNA of Carcharodon carcharias (great white shark), 3076 nucleotides long. RefSeq names its product DENN domain-containing protein 1B-like. Gene Ontology annotation, cellular component: intracellular membrane-bounded organelle; cytosol. The coding region runs from base 91 to 3042 and encodes 983 amino acids. Lineage: Eukaryota; Metazoa; Chordata; Chondrichthyes; Lamniformes; Lamnidae. The record is from RefSeq and is a predicted model, not a curated record. The transcript is spliced from 23 exons. Gene Ontology annotation, molecular function: phosphatidylinositol phosphate binding; guanyl-nucleotide exchange factor activity. Gene Ontology annotation, biological process: endocytosis; endocytic recycling.
CCACCCCCCACCUCUCCCCAAACUCCAUGAUCUGUCCAAAUCCAGAGACUAGGAUUUUUUCCAGCUGAGAACACUGCCAUGUAGACAACCAUGGGAUCCAGGAUCAAAGAAAACCCGGAAAAGACGUUCGAGUUGUUUAUCGAAGUCUCGUGUCCAAAAUCAGAUGUUGAUCCUGCAGUGCUGAGACAGUUUCCUGAAGAUUACAAUGACCCGGAAUCUCUACAGAGCCUGCCCAAAUUCUGCUUCCCUUUUGAUGUGGAAAGGAUGUGGGAGAGUUCUGUAGUCCAGCAAUUCACCUUUGUGUUGACGGAUAUAGACGGCAAUCAGCGGUUUGGCUUUUGCCGACUGACUGGUGGAUCAAAGACCUGCAUUUGCAUCCUCAGUUUCCUGCCCUGGUUUGAAGUCUUCUACAAGCUCCUAAACAAUAUAGCUGACUACUUAGCAAAAGGACAGGACAGUGAAGUGAAAGAGCUCUUGAGUGCUCUGUACGCUCACCCACCUCCCCAGCCAGACUCUGCACUCAAUCUUGGAUUUGCCCAGCAGCUGGGAGUUACAACAAGACGGUUUCUGAAAGAUCAGAAGAGGGAUCCUAGUAGUGGUAUGCCGUCGCUUUCUUACUUUAUUGCCCCUGACACCAACAGCUUGCCUACAAUACCAGAGAGUAGGAACCUGACAGAAUAUGUGGUUGCUGUAGAUGUGAAUAACAUGCUACAUCUCUAUGCCAGUAUGCUGCAUGAGAGGCGCAUUAUCAUCACUUCCAGCAAGCUCAGCACAUUAACUGCUUGUGUACACGGCUCAGCUGCAAUGCUCUAUCCCAUGUACUGGCAACACAUCUACAUCCCUGUGCUCCCUCCACAUCUCCUUGAUUAUUGCUGUGCUCCAAUGCCUUAUCUCAUAGGGAUUCAUUGCAGCCUAAUGGAGAGAGCAAGAAGCAAAGCUCUGGAGGAUGUGGUUAUAUUAAAUGUUGACUCAAACACCCUGGAGUCGCCAUUCAAUGAUCUGGAAAAGCUGCCAUCAGAUGUGGUGUCGAUUCUGAAGAUGAAGUUAAAGAAGCAGUCAGCAGUGACUGGUGACGUGGUGGCACGGGCCUUUCUCAGGGCACAAGCAGCAAUCUUUGGAAGCUACCAGGAUGCCCUUAAGUUUAAUGCUGAUGAACCAGUCACGUUUUGUGAGGAGACGUUUUUGAAUCACAAGUCUACCCUGAUGAAGAAUUUUCUGCAACAUGCAGUGCACCUUCAGCUGUUCAAACAGUUUAUAGACAAUCGUCUGGAAAAGCUUAACCAAGGGAAAGCAUUAACGGAUAUAUUCGAGGAGGAAGUCAAUCUGGGCGGUUAUUCGUCAGGCUGCUCCAGGUCAUACCAACUAUGGAUGCAAAACUUUAAGAAAGGUGGCGGAGCCCUGAUUCAGACAGUGAGAACCAAAACCAAUCCAGCCAUGAAGAACAUGUAUAAAUACGCUAAAGGUCAAGCUAAAUUGGGCCUGAAGGGGAUGAAAAACCGGCUGAAACACAAGGAGCUGGGUGAAGAGCGAGGAGUUCACCGUGGUGGGUCACUGAGGUGUGAACCAGGUGGGGGCUGCUCCUAUCAGAGACACAUGCAGUCAGAGUGUUUACAAAAUCGUCUGCCAAUCACCCAGCACUUCGGUCAGUCUCGUCCUCGUCGACCAGCUCGUCGAUACACAAAUUUUGAUGCAGCACUCCCCCCUGAGACAGUCAGAUCCACCAGUGGAGAGCUCGUGCUGGACAGCUCACUGGACAUUAUUGAAGAUGAGCUUCUGGACUGUAACCUGCUGCAGAAUGAGGAUAUGGAUCUGCUGGGGGAGAUCUUCGACACCCUCAGCACCCAGACUGCACAUGACAAGGGUCUUCUGUAUGCAACUCGCAGCCUCGACUUUUACAACUUAGAUUCAACGGAGGAUAUCCAUAGGAUCAAAGACAUCAACCCCAGCGAGGAGAAUCUGAGCAAGAUCAGGAGGGAGUCUGAACCAGUCAGACCCAGGAUGUGGGGCUUUGAUGGCUCUGCAGAGUGUGUGAAGUCCCUCUCGGCCUCCUUGGAUGAAUCUUCAGGCCUAUCCUCAGUGUACAACAGCCAGCCGGACCUUGGAGACUCCGGCAGUCUCUCCAGCAGCAGUCAUGAAGAAAACAUAACAGCUUCCGAGGCAGAGACACUGAAACACAACACUCCAAACGACAGCAAUAAAAAGGAGCUUGGAUCGAUGGAAGAAGCUUCAGUUAUUUCCCCAACUGGCAAAUCCAAUGAAAAGUGUACAGGGAUUCACUGGGAUAAAGGAUCUUUACUGGCCCAGCCCAAUGGAAUAUUGGCUGAAAACGGAGAUUCUCAACUGGAGGUGAGCAAGACAAGAGAUGAAGUCCUAACCAAGACUGUGGAGAUCGAUGAGCUGAAAGCUUCUAAAGAUGAAUCCAAGCAUCACAAAGGACCAGACGAAGCAGUGGAUCUUGCCAGGAGUGCAGUAACAUGCGCAGAGAGUAAACCUGACCAGAGCAGUAACACUGAAAAAUCUCCUCCACCAACAGCUCCUAAAACAUCAGCAGUAGAGCUGAGAUCAAAGCUGACAGCCCAGGGUCCUGAAGGCAAAGGAUUAAAUAGCGGUGAAAUAAAGGGGGAAAGUUCCAGUGGUCAGGAAAUGGGAUCUAAGGAGCAUGUUUCGAGUACAGAAGACUCUUCACCUGCUCCUGCAGACACUGCCACUCAUGAGGAGACAGCUCCGAGUGUGCAGUCUGCACUCUCCUAUUUCAAGGCUCGAUCAGAGGAACAAAAGGCUGUAAAAGGAAAAGUCUGCCAGUUAUCCCCCUCAGCAGGUGGGUCCCUGGGUAGGUGUAGCAAAACCGAUCAGAAAGAGGAACACAAUGCAGGAAAGGCUCUCUCUGAGCCCAUCAUCACCCCUUCUAACAGGUCAGCCAGAGAAGCAACAACUCCGGACAGUGAGGAACAGAAACCUGAAUCAGCAACACAUUCUGGCAAAGACCCAGACAUUACACCCCCUAGAAAGGUUUCAGAGCUGAAAAAGAGAUUUGAAUCCUAGCAAAUGUCUGGACUUAUAAAUAUGUUUUUCAAUA